Molecule: messenger RNA, 959 nt
Organism: Astrephomene gubernaculifera
Lineage: Eukaryota; Viridiplantae; Chlorophyta; Chlorophyceae; Chlamydomonadales; Astrephomenaceae
Source: the annotation of a GenBank genome assembly
GACGCUUAAAGUAUAUAAAGUAACUAAAGUCAUGUUGUCCAAGCCAACCGUUAUCCGCGCGCGUCCUUCCUUCUUCGCUUCGCCUGUUGGCCAAUGGUUUGCUUGCAAGGGAACGGGUGGAACACGACAGAUUCGUUGCCUUGCGGCGACUCCAGAACAACAACCUCCUCAAGAGCAAGCAGCACAGGAAACCGGAAAGGCCAAGUAUCGCUGGACCUUCUAUGACAGCAAGGCAUCAGCAACCCAGCAGAAGAAGGACGAGGGGCGCCUCGUGCUGGAGCUGCCCCUAACCGCCAUUCGCCGACCCCUGGGUCGCACCCGCGCCAAUGACCCGCACAAGGUUGCAGCCCUGAUGGAAAGCAUUCGGGAGAUUGGACUUCAGGAGCCCAUCGACGUGUUGGAGGUGGAGGGGGUGUACUACGGCUUCUCAGGCUGCCACAGGUUCGAGGCCCAUCAGCGGCUGGGCGCCGACACCAUUCGUUGCCGCGUGCGCAAGGCCACUCGGGAGGUCCUUCGCAUGCACCUCAUGUGAUGCAGCAAGGGGGGGGAGAGAGGAAGAAAGCGCCAGGGGAUGUGCUGGAAGUGGCUGGUUGCGGGAUGGUUGGGGGAGAGACUCACGCGGUUGGCUGGGGGGCUGUAACCUGCAAGCGCAGUUUGCGGCUAGGGCGGGGGACCUCGUGAGCAAUGAGCCAAUGACACUUGUAGGGUGACAUAAAACACAUGCGAGCAGCCCGCUGGGUGGGGUGCGGUUUGGGCUUUAGGGUUUGUAUCUUUGAAACCAGGUGGCGCUGCGAAAGGACGGUACGACAUGUGCGGCAAUCUGGGUUGUUGAGUAUGGCGCCCCCACAGGUGCGGCCUCCACCAUUGUUUUGUUGAGCCCUUAUCGUGCCAACAGAGUCCAAUAGAGUGGCAGUUGCGCUCGAGUACCGACACGACGGGUAACGUAUUGAGCUGCGGAA